Molecule: messenger RNA, 1446 nt
Organism: Aspergillus calidoustus
Lineage: Eukaryota; Fungi; Ascomycota; Eurotiomycetes; Eurotiales; Aspergillaceae
Source: the annotation of a GenBank genome assembly
AUGGCCUCGCCCUCAUCCACCUCUGUUCUUUCGUUCUCUACCAAACACAGAGUCUUCAUCCUUACCGACAUCACCAAUGAACCAGACGAUGCAGAGUCCUUCGUCCGGUAUCUCACCUACUCAAACCAAUUCCAAACGGAGGGAGUUGUAGCCACUACCUCAACCUGGCUGAAGAACAAGGUUGCACCAGAGAACCUACACGAGAUCAUCGAUGCAUAUGAGCUCGUGGUUGAUAACCUCAACAGCCAUGCUCAUCCAAGCUCCCCCUAUCCAUCUGCACAGGAGAUGCGGGACCUUGUCCGCUCCGGUCCUCCGGUCUAUGGAAUGGCCGCAGUCGAUGACGGCAUCCCCCUCAGCCCAGGCGGCGAGCUCCUCCUAGAGCGUCUGCAAGCUGACAACGACCAACCCCUCUGGGUCCUAAUCUGGGGCGGCUCCAACGUCCUCGCUCAAGUGCUUUACAGGAUUCGAGACCGGCCCGACGCGGCGCAGUUACGUGCAAAGCUGCGCGUAUAUGCCAUCUCCGACCAGGACGACACGGGCGCUUUCAUCCGACUUCGUUGGCCUGAGAUAUUCUACAUCUGUUCCGUACAUGGUUGGUCGCAGUACCCUAAUGCCGCUUGGACGGGAAUUUCUGGAGAGCACACUGGAGAGCAAGGUGGGCCGGACGGCUCAAAGGUUACCCAUGAGUGGAUAAAGGACAAUAUACAGAUUGGCCCCCUGGGCGCUGUGUAUCCUACCUUCAUGUUUAUCCCUGAGGGGGACACACCGACGUUUCUGUACCUUAUUCAGAACGGACUCGGCGUCCCUGAGGAGCCAUCGUAUGGGUCGUGGGGAGGACGAUAUCUCCCAGUGAAUGUAGGUAAACUGGGUUAUCCACGGGGCCACUUUGCCGAUGCCGCGGAUGAAGUUGUUGGGAUAGACGGACGGAAAUUCAGAUCGAAUCGUGCGACGAUCUGGCGGUGGAGGAAUACAUUUCAGGAGGACUUUGCAGCGCGCAUGCAGUGGACCUUGACGGGUGACUUUUCCAAGGUCAAUCACCAUCCUGUCAUAUCAAUCAAUGGCGAGGCACCUGGGAUCCAGCCUAUAUUUUUCGAGGCGGAGGCAGGAUCGACGAUCACUCUUGACGCCUCGUUAACCCAUGACCCAGAUGGAGAUGACCUAUGCUUCCAUUGGUUCCAAUACCGAGAACCGAGUGCUACCCAGACUUAUCACACCACGAAAGAGGUAGCUGAGCUGGGAAUCAAGGCGCUGAACGAUACUAAAACCAAGGUUGAGGUCUCAGUUCCACCGUGGGAACGCUCGUGCAUGGUUAUCCGUGAGAAGACUCCCCUUGAGAAGGGACCUUUGCUUCACUUGAUCUUGGAAGUCAAGGAUAGUGGCUCGCCUCCGUUGACGAGCUAUAGGAGGGAAAUAAUCCAGCCGUACAAUAGUAACUACAAGCCUUGA